Messenger RNA from Papaver somniferum (opium poppy), 789 nucleotides. RefSeq names its product agamous-like MADS-box protein AGL36. The transcript has 2 exons. Gene Ontology annotation, biological process: positive regulation of transcription by RNA polymerase II. NCBI's taxonomy places the organism in Eukaryota, Viridiplantae, Streptophyta, Magnoliopsida, Ranunculales, Papaveraceae. The record is from RefSeq and is a predicted model, not a curated record. Gene Ontology annotation, molecular function: DNA-binding transcription factor activity, RNA polymerase II-specific; protein dimerization activity; RNA polymerase II cis-regulatory region sequence-specific DNA binding. The coding region runs from base 1 to 789 and encodes 262 amino acids.
AUGGGUCGUGCUAAAUUAAAGAUGGAAUAUAUUGCAAACAAGAAAAAUCGGAAGAAAACUUACAGCGAAAGAUUGAAAACAUUGAAGAAGAGUAUUUAUGAGUUCUCUGAGUUAUGUGGUGUUGAUGCCUGUAUGAUUGUUUAUGAUCCAGAUCAAGGUAAACCUGAGAUAUGUCCUAGAAACAUGAAUGAAGUUCAAAGAAUCACCAAACGGUAUAUCCAAAUUCCUAAAGAAAAACGUGAUAAACUAAUCUUGGAUGAUAAGAAAAAAGAGAAGACUCGUGAGUAUGAUGAAAUGCCUAUGUCAAGACAGGUGAAUGGAUUUAGUAUCAAACAACUUGAACAGCUCCAUAGCAAAUUGGGAUCCAAAAUUGAAACUUUAAGUGAGAAAAUUCAGUCCAUGGAUGGAGGAGGAGCAGGGAUGUCCAAUGAAGCCCCACAGAAAGAAUACCCUUGCUAUAAUCCAGAGAGAGCUUCUGAUCAUGAACCCACUGUUGUUGGAGCAGUUGCUAAGAAGGAUGCCGGCGCGGCUCAGGAUGUCGAAACUAUUGUUGGAGAGGCUGAAGCGACCGUUGAGGGUGUUAUUGAAGCGGCCAUUGGAGAGGGCGCUGGAGCAAAUGUUGGAUCUAUUGGAGAGACUGCUGAAGCAAGCUUUGGGGAUAGCGCUGGAACAGGCUUUGGAGAUGUCAUUGGAACAUGCUUUAAAGAUGGUGUCAAGUCUGCUGCUGAAACUGCUUCUAGAGAGGAUGCUAACGCUUCUGUUGAAAUGACUUCUGGAAGGGAUGCCUGA